AUGGAAAUUACUUCUGACGAAGAAGGAAAUAGCACAAAUGGAAAGAUCAAUAAAAGCCCAUCCAAGUGUGCGAACAUUUCGGGGGUAUCCUCCGAGUCGAUUUUUGGUGCAAGGAAAAGUAGCGACGAUCGUGAUGGCGACUACAAUGGUGGUGACUGCUAUGGUGAUAUUGCAUAUGACCCCCCCGUGGGGGGUUCUCCACACGGUACCAUUAGCGAAGGUGUAAGCUUCUACGAUGCGAAAAGCAUAAAUGGGGAAAAGGGGCAUUCAGAAAUGAAAUUCAACAGUGAGGAGGAGGAGCACGCGGAGGACCAGCUAAAAGGGAAUAUUAAUGAAGGGGGGUUGCUACAUUGCGACGAAAUAAACAAUUCCUACACAGAUGAGGAAUUGGAAAAAUUUUUUGAGGAUGAAGAAAAUGAAUUAGACGCAAUGAAGAACAAAUCUGCGCAUUUAAUGCAGGGGCACCGUGUAGUAGACAAUUCUGUUUCGAUAAAAGGUGGGACAUGGCUACCAACGGGGCACGAUAACCAUCUAGACGAAAAAGGCAAUAGCAAUUUCUUAUGGGAUGAAGAAUGCAAAAAUUUAUGCAGCAAUGAGGACUUGCCCCCCUCGGUACAUGGUGAAGAGGGUGGAAUGAAACCAUUUGAAGAAGAUAAGGAGGAAGGAUCAGAGACCUCCUCCCACAGUAAUAUCAUUGUCAACAAAAGUUACGAGAGGCAUUUUACGUUGGGUACUAAGAAGCUGACAAUAAAUACAGACGUGACAGACACCAAGGAUUUGGGAACCGAAAAAAAUGAUGAUUUAUCCUUUAUGAGCAACUCGUCGCACAGUUCUGCGAAGUUGAAUUUGGUAGAGGAGGAGAAACAGGAAGAGUCAAGUGGGAGUAAUAAAAACGGAAAAAUGAAAGAGGAAAAAAUAAAGCGCGAAGAUGCAGAGACUAACUCCGUGGAAGGGCAGACAUCGAAAAAUGAAAAUUUUCAGGGAGACGAGUUAGGUAGUGCACAAGAAGAUGACAUCACAAGCAUGAAUGAAGAUAAGGUGAAGGAAGAGAGAGCGAAUUUGUGUGAAGCGAAAAAGGAAGGUGAAGAAAAAGACGAAGUGGGAAAUGAGAAGUUGAACAAGCUGGACAGUGUACAUUAUUUUGAAAAAAAGGAAUCUCAAGAAAGUGGAAAUAAUUCGAAAUAUUUAUUUAAAAAAAAAAAAAUUCAUGAAGAUCAAAGCACCCCCUUGUGGUAUAAACACAAAAGGCACUUUUUUAUUUUCACCUACUCAGGGAAACCAGUCUUUACAAGAUAUGGUAAUGAAGAAAAUUUGACAAGUUUUUAUGGGACCCUAUUAGCAAUUAUAUCAAAAGUUGAAUCCUUUUCCUUUUCAGAUUAUAGUACUGAUACAAAGGUAAAUAAAAGGUGCACAGGAAUGUACAGAAAAAAUUCUUUAAAAUAUAUUAUUUGUAAAAAUACUAAGGUGGUUUAUUUGGACAAGGAAGUUUUAUGUUUAGUGUGCAUUUCUAAGGCUAAUGAAAGUACGAAUUAUAUUUUGAAGAUUUUAAAUUAUAUGUAUUUUCAAAUUAUAUCUUUAUUAACCAAAAGCAUUGAAAAAUCUUUUCAAAUAAAACCUUCAUUUGACGUAAGAUAUUUGUUGGAUGGCUCUGAUAUCCUCAUGUGUAAUUUAAUAUCUUCAUGCUCUAGAAAUAUGUAUUCCAUUUUUGAUGGCUUUGAGCCCUUGCCAUUAAAACAGGAUUAUCGGAACAAAAUUCACAAUUUGAUUUCUUCCUUUAAAAUUAACAACGUCUUGUUGUCCUUCUUAAUUGUGCAUGAUAAAAUUAUAGGAAUAUCUGUAUCGAAGUAUGCUAUCCACUCGAUGGACAUCAUCAUCCUCAUCAAUAUGAUAACUUCCAUGAAAUCCUUUAAGAAUGCCGAAUCGUGGACACCCAUUUGUUUGCCUAUUUAUAACCCAAGCCUUUUCCUGUACGCCUACAUCAACUACAUUAGAAAAAAAAUCUGCUGCGUUUACAUCUGUUCGCAUGCGUCGCCCCGAGACUUUUUCCACCUUUCCAGACACACCUCCAUGAUUGAAACGGUGCUAAUCAGCUCGGGUUGUUACGAUGAAAUUGUGAAAGCGUCAGACAACUCCCCAUUCACGCUCCCAGAAAUUCCUGGAAUCGACAUCAUUCACGUGUGUUACUACAUCCCAUACCUAAAGCAAUACUAUAGCUCCAAAAUUAGUGUGGAUAAGGUGAAAAGAAUUUUGAGAGUGUACCAAAAGUGCGACGACAUAUUGAGAGAUUCCAAAUUACCUGCUCAAAUAUACCUGGAAGCGGAGUAUGAAAAAUUCUACUGCAUCAAGACGAAUCUGUAUCACUUAUAUUUGUCUGUCCCUUUUCAUGUUGAAGUGAACGAUGAUAAUAUUAAUGAAAUUUUAAAAGUUAUAUCGGCUCAUCAUAAGGAAAUAUUUAUUAACAACAUAAAGCAGAUUACUUCAUAA
Plasmodium knowlesi strain H is the source of this 2484-nucleotide messenger RNA. RefSeq names its product vacuolar fusion protein MON1, putative. Bases 1 to 2484 code for a protein of 827 amino acids. The record is from RefSeq and is a predicted model, not a curated record. The transcript is spliced from 3 exons. Gene Ontology annotation, biological process: vesicle-mediated transport; protein targeting to vacuole. NCBI's taxonomy places the organism in Eukaryota, Apicomplexa, Aconoidasida, Haemosporida, Plasmodiidae.